AUGAAGGUCUCUCAUUUUUUCUUUCCCAUUCUACUAUUCAACGUCUGUUUCUAUGGCUGGAUUCGUGCUCAAAGUGUAGACUUGACAUCGUGCGUCAGUGGGCAAUGGGUAGCUUGUGGUAUUUCUGUGGGUACAGCAAUUUACAAGAAGUAUAACUCAUGGAGUGAUAUCGACGAAAAACCGGCUUUUGGUACAGUGUGCAAAUCACAAUUCAAAAGUGGUUUUUACGAUUGGAAGUGGGUGUGGAGUGGCAAGUUCUGGUGUCCAUCAUUAAGUGCAGUUAUCAUGGGUGAAAGUACAAAAUGGAAAAGUCGAGAUGGAGCUAUUGAACAUGCUAUUCAAGAUUACGUUACGAAAAUGACAUCAGCUGGGUUGCUGAAACCACCACAGCUUAUUGAUAUACCACAUGGACUAGUUCCAUUCCAUCGUUAUAGUCAGGGUGCUUAUAAUCAUUUCUAUACCAUAAAUCCAAAUGAAAUUGGCACCAUUACUCCUGGCAGCACCGGUCUUGGCAAUUNAAUAUUUUGUCGUUUUUUCGUCAUCGUGUUACGACAUAAGUUUCAUCGACUACUUUCAAGCGACUUGUAA
Molecule: messenger RNA, 588 nt
Organism: Adineta ricciae
Lineage: Eukaryota; Metazoa; Rotifera; Eurotatoria; Adinetida; Adinetidae
Source: the annotation of a GenBank genome assembly